AUGCCUGCUGAGGAGGGUUCUACCAAUAACGACAAUGUCUUCGUCUUGGAAAUGGACGGAUUUCGUGGGGAUCUUCACUGCAUGACUUGUCUCAAAAUUUGCAACUACGAAGAGGGAGCUUACUGCUGCGAUGCCAUGGAGCGCAUGCCAGAAGCAGAUAAGAAGCGGGAGAGCGACUUCUUCAAGAUCUGCCUUCAACGCCACGCUAUCGACCAGAUGGUCAAGGCUCUGAUUGCUGGAAAGAAAGUUGUCGACAAGAAGGGAAAGUGUGUCUUUUGUCGCACUAGCAAGCAGCACAACGAGGAGAAAUGGUGCGAGGGGAAGACUGUCAUGGAGCUUUACUUGCACCAAGUUGACAAGGAGGAGCGCAAAAUCGAUCGUCACUUGGAACGCUUCCUCAACACCCGUCUACAAAACAAGAAGCAAGCUCUCAAUCAAGUCCAAGCUCGCAUCACACGCGAAAUGAAAGCUGCUCAUGAGCGAAUGGGGAUGAACAAGUUCGAAAGCAUCCACAUCCUCAACAAGCAAGGUCGGGAUGCUCGCAAAAUGCAGAGAAGAGAAAUCGAACACGUUGAGACUGAGAACGAGAAUAUCAGAAGGCGUCUGGCAAAGAAGCUCUUGAUUAAGAGAGAACAAACCGAGGAGAAGAUUCGCAACUCCGAGAGACCAGCUAUCCAAUUCGAGAGAGGCGUUCAAAAUCCAACCCAGCAUACAUAA
Caenorhabditis briggsae is the source of this 717-nucleotide messenger RNA. The coding region runs from base 1 to 717 and encodes 238 amino acids. The record is from RefSeq and is a predicted model, not a curated record. The transcript is spliced from 3 exons. Lineage: Eukaryota; Metazoa; Nematoda; Chromadorea; Rhabditida; Rhabditidae.